UCGCAAAUAUUUGAAUUUGAUUUUAUAGAGGCAACGUGAUAGCUUGUUUAUAAAUUGAAACCAUGAGCUCUAAUGUAAUACAAAUACAAGAGAUUCAUAACUGGUUGAAAAUUAUUUAUCAAAAUGAAAAUAUACCAACAUUUGAAAUUAAUAACAGGACUUUAAACAUUCUUGCUUCUAUAAUGACUCGCUAUCAAGAGAAAGAAAAACAUUCCCAGAUAAUUAUGAACUAUUUGAAGAAUUCUGCUGCAGAAUACAAUAUAACUGCCGAAAAACUUUCGAAAAUCCUUCAACAAGUUAAAAUUAACCUCCACACUCAACUACACUCAGAUAUUUCUGGACUAGCAUUGGUUGCAAGUGUUCUUAACUUAAAAAAUACAUCUCUUAGCAGUUUUAUACAUGAAAUGGAAAGGAUUUUCGAAGAGACUGCAAAAAUUUCCGAGACUCGUAAAGACGAAUCCAAAAUUUCAGGAAAAUUAUCUUCCGAUUCCAUAGCAAUGCAACAGAAGCUACAGCAGUUAGAAAGAGAGCUUCAAGAAGCUGAGAAGUGGUGGCAAGAUAAUCUUCCCGAAAUUCACAAUAACAAGAAAUAUUCUUCGUUUUUAAAGUCAAAAGUCAAAGAAUACGAUAAAGAAUUAAAUCAUUUAGAGAAAUAUCUACAGAAGAUGCAGAUUGAUCCAAAUAUUUAUCACAGUACUCUUGUCAAGAAGUCUGAGUCGAUAAAAGAAAUGAAGGAGAAAUUGAAUACCGUUCAGAUGAAGCUGCAAUGCAUGGCCAAUCUUCCGGCAAACGAAGACUUGGCGAGAGUAAAAAUUGCUGAAGCAGAAAUGGAACUGGAAAAACUCGAGAGAGAAUUCUCGUCAAGAGUGGAAAGCAUCAUCCCAAAAUUGCAUCCCGUCAUUUAAAUUAAUAAAAAAACAAACACCGGAGACAGUAACUGGAAAGCUGUAAAGAUCUUUAUUUUAUGACACAUUUUGCUAUAAUUCAAAGUUCACAAAUAAAUAAU
Molecule: messenger RNA, 1006 nt
Organism: Centruroides sculpturatus (bark scorpion)
Lineage: Eukaryota; Metazoa; Arthropoda; Arachnida; Scorpiones; Buthidae
Product: HAUS augmin-like complex subunit 1
Exons: 8
Coding region: 63-905 (280 amino acids)
Biological process (GO): spindle assembly; centrosome cycle
Cellular component (GO): cytosol; HAUS complex
Source: RefSeq, a predicted model, not a curated record